UUCUCCUUUGGCUAUAUUCUUAGCCAUCGAUCGGCUCUGGUUUGACCAUGCGGGCUCUUUCGGCCCAUCGAUGGGCCUAUUUUGUUCUAUGGGCCACACUGGUCAGCUUCUGUUUAUGUGAUGAUGCAACGAAGAGCGAUACGUCUGUCGUCGUGGUUGGUUCCGGAGAAUGUGGCGACUGCAAGCAGCUGAAUAUCAAAAAUUCAGAUGCGUUUUCAGGUCUCCUUGUAGCAAUUAAUUGCAAGACUGUUAAUGGUGAGUUCAGGACCAGGGGCUUCAGUGAACUCGACAAGGAUGGAAAAUUCCACAUUGAACUUCCCAAUGAACUUGUCAAUAAGAACGGAGAGCUAACUGAGGAAUGCUUUGCGCAACUCCAUAGCGCAUCCCACGAUCCAUGCCCCACCAUAGAAGGCCUAGAACCGUCGAAGCUCGUACUCAAGUCAAAAGAUAGUGGAGAGCACGCGUUCAGCACGACUGGAAAAUUAUCAUUCACACCAGCAACAUGCACGUCGGCUAUCCUCUGGCCCCUUUACAAAAAGUCAUUGCAUCCUGUUCCCAAAUUCCCUCCCAUUUACAAAAAGCCAUUGCCCAAAAUUCCUAAGAUCCCUCCUCUCUAUAAAAAGCCAUUGCCCCCGGUUUCCAAAAUUCCUCCUAUUUACAAAAAGCCAUUGUCCCUGGUUCCUGAAAUCCCUCCUAUCUAUAAAAAGCCAUUGCCUCCUCUUCCUGAAAUCCCUCCUAUUUACAAAAAGCCAUUGCCCCCAAUUCCCGAACCCCCUCCUAAAAAGAAAAAACCCCCUCCUAAAAAAAAACCAAUGCCCGAAGAUCCCGAACCCCCUCCUAAAAAGAAAAAACCCCCUCCUAAAAAAAAACCAAUGCCCGAAGAUCCCGAACCCCCUCCUAAAAAAAAACCAAUGCCCCAAGAUCCCAAACCCCCUCCUAUUUACGAAAAACCAUUGCCCCCUAUUCCCAAAUUUCCUCCCAUCUAUAAAAAGCCAUUUCCCCCUAUUCCCAAAUUUCCUCCCAUCUACAAAAAGCCAUUGCCUCCUGUUCCCAAAUUCCCUUCCAUUGACAAAAAGUCAUUGUCCGAAAUUCCUAAGAUCCCUCCUGUCUAUAAAAAGCCAUUGCCCCCAUUUCCCAAAAUUCCUCCUAUUUACAAAAAGCCAUUGCCCCCGGUUCCUAAAAUCCCUCCUAUCUACAAAAAGCCAUUGCCUCCUCUUCCUAAAAUCCCUCCUAUUUACAAAAAGCCAUUGCCCCCAAUUCCCAAACCCCCUCCUAAAAAAAAGAAACCCCCUCCCAAAAAAAAACCAAUGCCCCAAGAUCCCAAACCCCCUCCUAUUUAUUAAAAGCCAUUGCCCCCCGUGUUCAAAAUUCCUCCUAUUUAUAAAAAGCCACCCCCUCCUUUUGGUGGUUCAUAUCCUCUUCCACCUCAUCUACCAACCCAUGAAGCAUCCCAAAAGCCAUAGUUCGUAAAUAAGAUGCUUUCAUAUUGUCUUUUCCAUUUGUGUUGUAAUAAGGUCUAUAUUAGAAAUAAAUGUAUGUGUGUGGCCUGGACUCAUGUGAUGGUUCAACAUCAUUUUAAAAUGUCAGUGACUCAUCCUUCUCACAUGUAGCACUUAUGUACGACUAUAUUAACCAUCUGAACUUUUGAAGUACACCAUGGAUAGAGCAUAUCUAUAAAAUCAUACUGACAAAGCAGUCAGAUACAUUGGAAACCCAAUGGCAAAAUCAGAUGUUUACAAUCAAUUUCUGAGUGUGAUUUUUGGAUUGCUCUUUAUCCACAUUUGGAUCGGCAAUAUGGACAAUCUAAAUUGUUCUCGUACAACUGCAACAUGUGUAUGGUUGUAGAGUCACCACCAUUUUGAAAAUGUGUAGCACAUGAGUCUACCCUUAUUCAUGUAUGUGUGUGAGAAAAAGUGGGAUUUGUACUCAUCAUUGAAUUACUCUAUUAAUGUUAUAUGGUGAGUGAACUCUUUUUGUGAUAA
Magnolia sinica is the source of this 1982-nucleotide messenger RNA. Its product is annotated as repetitive proline-rich cell wall protein 2-like. NCBI's taxonomy places the organism in Eukaryota, Viridiplantae, Streptophyta, Magnoliopsida, Magnoliales, Magnoliaceae. The coding region runs from base 48 to 1343 and encodes 431 amino acids. The record is from RefSeq and is a predicted model, not a curated record. The transcript is spliced from 2 exons.